Messenger RNA from Trichoderma asperellum CBS 433.97, 1924 nucleotides. RefSeq lists its product as uncharacterized. Gene Ontology annotation, cellular component: elongin complex; nucleus. Gene Ontology annotation, biological process: transcription elongation by RNA polymerase II. The record is from RefSeq and is a predicted model, not a curated record. NCBI's taxonomy places the organism in Eukaryota, Fungi, Ascomycota, Sordariomycetes, Hypocreales, Hypocreaceae.
CCGGCUGCCUCGCACUUAUACGCCAUCACCAUCAAGCCCCAAGAGAGCCCGUGGUUCGAAUUUUACCUUACUUGUUCCUAUUUAGCAUCGAAAUUCUCCAUAUGGCUUGGAACGGGAACCUUCUCUAGGCUUUGGGGGGAGCGGGAAAUUAGGCUUCAGAUCGUAAAAGACACACGUUGGCGCCGUUUCUCAUAUGGGGAAUCAUCGUCAUCGACGGCCUCAGUUUAUGCUCACUUCUAGUUUUCACCACUCAAACUCAAGCCAUUACUGACUCAUAAACAAUAUACUCAAGUUCCUAUUGUUUACAUUAAUUGAGUAAAGUUUGUUCAAUUCAAACUCACUUUCACUGGAGAAGCCACCCCUUUGUUUAGUUCUAUAUAUUGUCGGUCCUCUCCCGGACCCCCCAGCUCCGUCACCAUGUCUCUCAAAUCACUCAAGGAACUCGCCAUGAUGGCUUGCAUCAAGAACAUCCGUGAUAUCGACAACAUCGGCUUCCUCAGCUACGAGGUCGCCCGUGAGCUCUUGAUCAAGAUCGACAAUCCCGCUCAGCUUCGACAGAUCGAACUCAAUUCGCCUCACAUUGAAGGCCAAACAGCUGAGAUAUGGCUCAAGUUCAUUGAACGCGACUUUCCCCUGGAGUCCAAAUCCAAGGCGUAUCAACCCAGAGACCCGAAAAAAUGGUACAAGAUCUGGGAGAAGUAUAAGAUUGAGCACGACAGAGCGCUUCAAGAGAGCGAGGACAAGCUCAAAUUUGCCCUGGCCGGCCUCCGUCAAGACAAGGAGAAGAACACGAGCAAGAUCAUCAGCAACAAGGCACUCCCCAGAUCUGCAAAGAUGGCAAUCAGGCGAUAUACCGGUCCUCGUGAAGGCUCUUCCAACGCCUUGACCUUUGGUGGUGGCAGCCGCACCAAGACAGUCAACGGGGCAAGUGUCAUGCGAAAGGUCCGCCGUGAGGUAAAGGAGAUUGCCAACAUCCACGGCUCCCUUUCUCGAAGCAUCAGAGCGCCAUAUAGAGGCCAAGGCGUCACGAGAGCACCGGAAGCCAUGGUGAAUGAUCGCAAGAGAGCCGCACAACCAGCUUUCCGACCAGCCCCGAAGGAGCCCGUAAAGAUCUCACCCUUGGAAGCUGCGCUGGAGGAAUUUGAACGACGCGCUACCUACCUCUCUGACUCUGAAGAGAAUGACGACGGUGAUGAGGAUGACCACGAUAAUGCCCUAGAUCGAAGGGCAGCCGCCAUAUCCAAGCAGCCCGCCAAUGCCGCGCCCACGCCAGCUGUAAAGACUACAACAAAGGCACCUAUCAGCACGCUCCAGCGAAAGUUUGGUGGGUUCAAACCUUCAGUUCCUCCAGCUGCGGUUGUCACCAAGAAGGCACCAGUGGCAAAGCAGGCAGAGAACUCUCAGAAGCGUUCUCAACCCGUCCUACCCCAGACGCGGAACUCUGAGCCUCUGGAUGAGAAAAGUUCACCCCAGUCACUCGAUGAACUUUUGUCUGCUGUCGAAUCUCAGCAGCAAGCCCCGGCAGUCUCAGCUCCGCCACGCAAGCGGAAGGCUGUGGACAUAUUCAUGCGACCCAAGCGGAGGGCCUAAAGUGCAGGGAGAUGGACACCUGCUAAGCAAACAUUGUCUUCUUUGUUUUUGGCGCCGCCUAUUUUCUCUCAUUUGAUACCAAGGGUGAUAAAUACCCACAAUGAUUAUACAAGGAAUGGAGUUUCGGUACAAGGCUGGCAGGGCGAGCUUCAAGCCCAGAUUCAGGCAAGGCAAUAUUGAAUUUUUCUUUUUACUAUACUGUUUCUCUUUGUGUCACAUGCUAAAUGGAUAGCUGCUGGUGGAUAUGAUGCAGCUACUUGUAUAUUAGUAGACACAAAUGCAGAUGGCUUCAAGCGGGUUUGACAAAUACGGUUCAAUAAACUUACGAGAUUGU